Gastrolobium bilobum is the source of this 1593-nucleotide messenger RNA. RefSeq lists its product as uncharacterized. Gene Ontology annotation, molecular function: nucleic acid binding. Gene Ontology annotation, biological process: DNA integration. The transcript is spliced from 3 exons. The coding region runs from base 1 to 1593 and encodes 530 amino acids. The record is from RefSeq and is a predicted model, not a curated record. Lineage: Eukaryota; Viridiplantae; Streptophyta; Magnoliopsida; Fabales; Fabaceae.
AUGGCUCUCUUAACCAAGAACAAAUUAGGUUUUGUUGAUGGUUCUCUUGCACGUCCACUGGAAAAUGAUCCUACAUUUCCAGUUUGGCAGCGUUGCAAUAUGAUAGUUUUAUCUUGGAUUCAUCGUUCUAUCAGUAGUUCUAUUGCGCAAUCCAUACUGUGGAUAGAUAGAGCUAGUGAUGCUUGGUUUGAUCUUCGAGGAAGAUUUUCUCAUUCUGAUAUUUUUCGAAUCUCUGAUUUACAAGAAUACAUAUAUAAAAUGCAACAAGGUGAUCGUUCUGUUACUGAGUUUUUCCCUCAGAUGAAGAUCAUGUGGGAUGAACUCGACAAUUUGAAACCCUUACCUGCUUGUAGCUGUGCUGCUCAAUGCACUUGUGGAGGUUAUACCUUGAUGCGAACAUAUAGGGACCGUGAUCAGGUGGUUCGUUUUCUCAAAGGUUUAAAUGAGCAAUAUGCUCCUGUGAGAUCUCAAGUGAUGUUCAUGGAUCCUUUUCCCAAUUUAAUACGAGUUUUCUCUCUGAUUAUGCAACAAGAGAGACAAAUGCAUUGUGAAAUUUUACCUGAUCUCACAUCAGAAUCUAGAGCUUUCAAUAGCUUUUCUGACAAUUCCCAAAGACAGAAUUUUGGUCGUGGUAGGGGUCGUGGAUCCCCUUCUUUUUUCAAUAAGGGACGUGGUCCUACUAAAAUUUGUUUCAAGCCCAGAGUUUCAUCCAAUGCUAAUCUCGUUUCUCAAACUGAUGCUGAUGUCAUUGACAGUGGUGAUAUUCCUGAUGCCAUGGUCACCAUUCCUCAAGAUGAAUAUCAAAAUUUGAUUAAGGGUUUGCAAUUAAGUUCUUAUGUUGAAGAAACUCCUCUCAGUUCCACCAAUCUUGUUCGUACUGCUGUUUUGAACACUAACACAGUCAACCCUACAGCUGAUCAGAUUGAAGGAUUGUAUGUGAUGAAGUCUUCAAGUAGAGAAAAAGGCUUCAAGGAUUUCAAGAUCUUGAAGAAUUCUUCUUCUUCUUCUAUUUUUUACCAUUCUGCAAAUAAUACUGAUGCUUCUAGCCUAUGGCAUCAUAGAUUAGGUCAUGUACCUUAUUCUACUUUGAAAAAUAUGGCUAUCAAAUUUCCUUUCAUUCUGGCUAAGGACAUUGAUCCUUGUGACACUUGUCAUUAUGCUAAACAACAUAAGUUGCCUUACUCCUACAACAAUACCAAAACUACUUGUAUUUUUCAAUUGAUUCAUGUAGACAUUUGGGGUCCAUAUUCUAUUCCUUCCAUUCAUGGUCAUAGAUAUUUUUUAACUAUUGUUAAGGAUUUUUCUCGUUUUACUUGGGCCUUGAUGUUAAAAACCAAGAGUGAAGCUAGAAAGGCUUUACAGAAUUUCAUCAUUAUGAUUGAAAAUCAAUUUCAGAAAAAUGUCAAAUGUGUAAGAUCUGACAAUGGAGCAGAAUUUGCUAUGACAUCAUUUUAUCAAGAAAAAGGUAUUUUACAUCAAAGGAUUUGUGUUGAAAAUCCUCAACAAAAUGGUGUUGUUGAGAGAAAACAUCAACACAUCUUAAAUGUAGCUAGAGCUCUCAUUUUUCAGUCUCAUCUCCCUCUACCAUACUGA